AUGAAGACUCUCAACGGUCUCCUCGAUGCCAAUGGCAAGCCCGGAGAGAUCGAGGUUUCCCUGAAAGGUGGCGAGAAGGAGUUGAUAGAGUUCACCAAAGAUGAGGUAUUAACAGCAGGCAGCACAUCCAAGUGCUUUGUUCUUACUGCGCCCGGUGACCUUAUCAGCGUUGACAUUAGAGCUGGCGCACACACAGCUGAUGUCUUCGACCUCGAGGUUGAUGGUAUUCUUCGGACUUCCAUCUCAAGUAAGGGUUUGGCCAAGGCCUUCCAUGGAACUAUCAAUAAGGUUUGCUUCCAGGGUAUCAAGAAUAAAUCCGAUGCAGCGCUUACUCGAAACGGAACCACAUCAGCUGUAAGCAGCCUUGUUGUUAAGGCAUGGCGCAAGAAUGCGGAUGCACAAAGGUUAAUUGAAGCUGCUGAUGAAGCUGCGCCUGCACUCAAUACGUACGAAGAAUACGCGACGUGGCAGGAGUUGAAAAAUCAUAUUAGCAAAGAAGGACCCCUACCUCCAUUCCAAAUUUGCUUUGUCGACUCGACAAAAUUGACGAAGAAGCAAAAGGACAAGAUGGACGAGAUCCAUAAUCGCAAGUCUGAAGAUUAUACCCUCUUUGCCACUCUCAUAUUCUCCCUCCAAUCAACUGACAACCUUGAAACCCUUGGCUUCGAGAACGUACCUACAUAUACUCCUGUCCCACCUCCUCCCAAGGCUCCCAGAGCUAAGAAAGGACCGAAAGCUAAGAAGUUUCAAGCCGAUGAAAAUGAUGAGCUAGAGGAUGAUGAAGCGUCAGUUGUCGAGGGCGAGGAGCGAAAGAAGGAAAAGAAGGUUCCUAAGACGUCUCUUUGCGAAAAUGAGUCGGCGGUAGGCAGCCAAAGCUCUCCCAAAAAGCACACUGGUGGAGAGGCUUCUGCGAGCAAUUCUAAUCCGACGGCCAAUUCUCGCACUAUUGACAAUACCUACGUCCCAAAAGCCCCACAAGAGAAUGGAGUCGGAGAGGACAUCGAGCCCAACCCUGCAGACGAAAUUCUGUCAGCCAAUAAGCAAAAAGAUUUAGUCCUCCAUGGUGAGGUCGGUGGCCCAGCUCGCCGAGCUUUCCUUGCAAAAGGCGAUACACCAGAAAUCGAGUCUCUGUCCCAAGUUAAUCCUACUAAAUCGAUUACCGAGACGACUGAGAUAGCAACCGAGAAUAGUUUUACGGCUAUUCAUUAUAAUAAGGCUCGAGCAACUUCCCCCAUCCACGAAAGUACCGAAUUUGAGCCUUUGACCCCGCCAGUCUCGGCCAAGAAACCCUUACCAGAGAGAAAUAACCUCGAAUUCGGCCAUCCUCUUACUAGCGAUCAAACUCAUACCCUCCCGCUCGGACAAUAUAUCUCAAUCGAUUCGAACAAGUUGAAUACAUUUUCCCAAGCUACUGCAGCAUUAACUCAAGAUAAAUCUAGCAAUUUAGAAGUGCCUAGCAUUCAAGAACCUUUACUCAAUAUCGAAAAGAUAAUCAAGGAUCUCAAAGCACUAUCUCAAGAAUCAGAUCUAGCUAGAGCCUCUUCACCAGCACUCUCGGAAGCCACAGAAGUUGCGGACCCCAUGGAAAUCAUGGAAAGUGUCAAGAAUAGCCAAAGAGUUAGCUAUGGCAGUCACGAGGUUCAAUAUGACUACCCCCUGUCCCACCAAAAUGACUUCCACCGAGAGGGCGAGGAGCCCGCUACUCUAAUAGAUUCUUUUAGCUUUUCACAAAGUGAGAAGCGAAAGGCCGAAGCCAUGGCUGGCCGAUCGGAGUAUAAAGAGCCAAGAAAGACUACCGUUGCUCCCUCUAUGGGAAAGACUAGCCUUGAAGAAAAAAUGAUAAAGGCGAAGGCGAAACUUGCGGCCGCAACUGAGAGAAAUCGUAAGCUGGAGGAGGAGAGACGGGCUGCGAUGGUCAUUAAGAAGGAGCAUGAUGAGGUUGAGGCGUUGCUUCGAAAGGCUGAGGAAAUGGAGCAAACGAAUGCGGAAUUGGAGGCAGAGAUCGUUGCCCUCCUCGGCAGUGGCUGUAACGCCUGA
Molecule: messenger RNA, 2037 nt
Organism: Hyaloscypha bicolor E
Lineage: Eukaryota; Fungi; Ascomycota; Leotiomycetes; Helotiales; Hyaloscyphaceae
Exons: 5
Coding region: 1-2037 (678 amino acids)
Source: RefSeq, a predicted model, not a curated record